UAUAACGAAGUGAAUAAAUUGAUCAGUGACACUGACAGAGCAAUGGCAUCUGAUUUAACUCCCGAAGAGCUAAAAAUUGCAGAAGAAAAUCUUCUCCAAGCGGCAUUUGAAUCGAUUGGUACUAGGAAACGUCGCCAAGACGCAAGCUCCAUUGCCGAUUUGCCUGUGGUGGAAUGUGAAUCAUUGGAAGGCUCAAGUGGGAAGAAGAAGAAGAAGAAGGAACGGACCACCAAAAAAGAUCAAGAAUUUAUUGCCAAAGUGGCCGUAUGCGAAGAAGUUCGUAGCUACCCGCAAUUAUAUCAAAUAUCCCAUAAGCAAUACCACGAUAAAGAAGUAAAAGAUGCAGUUUGGAAAUUGGUUAGCGAAGGUGUUACUAAUAGGAUCGGGUCGCCAGUUACUGUUACUGAAUGCAAGAAGUUUUGGACCGCAUUGAAAGAGUCCACGCGGAUCUAUGUUGAUAAGAAUAAGGUGGCAAAAAUUCGUGAAAAAUCCGGCGCUCCAUCCGAUUUACUUGAUCUCUACCAAAGUGAUGGAUCACAGAAGUUCGAUGUUUAUGAAAGCCGUUGGCCGUUUGCCGAUCAUAUGGCAUUUUUUCUCCCAGCUUGUGCACGUACUGCCUUCACUGUGUCAAUUGGAAAUUCAAACUCUGAAACGAAUUUGAAGGACCCAACAAAUCAAUCGGAUGGAACUUUUGUAUACGAAGAGGUCGAAUUUUUGAAUACUGAAGACGGUUCACAAAGUGCGGCUCAGCCAAGCUCGACCGCAACAAGUUUUUUCACGCCUGUUAAAGGCCGUAGCAAUAAAUCGCAAAGAGACGUUGUUUACGACGAGACACUGAUUUCAGUUGCAUCAUCACUUAAUAAGUUGGUUGACUCACACAGUGUUGCUGAUAAGGGACUGAA
Molecule: messenger RNA, 902 nt
Organism: Sitodiplosis mosellana (orange wheat blossom midge)
Lineage: Eukaryota; Metazoa; Arthropoda; Insecta; Diptera; Cecidomyiidae
Exons: 3
Biological process (GO): regulation of transcription by RNA polymerase II
Cellular component (GO): transcription regulator complex; nucleus
Source: RefSeq, a predicted model, not a curated record